Larimichthys crocea (large yellow croaker) is the source of this 6614-nucleotide messenger RNA. RefSeq names its product protein tyrosine phosphatase, non-receptor type 23, a (gene ptpn23a). NCBI's taxonomy places the organism in Eukaryota, Metazoa, Chordata, Actinopteri, Sciaenidae. Bases 184 to 5997 code for a protein of 1937 amino acids. The transcript has 25 exons. The record is from RefSeq and is a predicted model, not a curated record. Gene Ontology annotation, biological process: protein transport to vacuole involved in ubiquitin-dependent protein catabolic process via the multivesicular body sorting pathway; endocytic recycling; protein dephosphorylation. Gene Ontology annotation, molecular function: protein tyrosine phosphatase activity; protein binding. Gene Ontology annotation, cellular component: endosome.
UGACUACUACAUUUCCCACAAUCCCACGCGGCACGUAUUGUGCUCCCUGCGUCACGUGUCCUCCCAGCUUCCGGUCGCAGUGUAAUGGCUCCAUGACACGGUUGUUUGGAGGAGAAGCUCGUUUGGGUUUUUACCGUCCACACGAACCACCGCCGGUCCCCGUUAGUCUGACACCGUGCCGCGAUGGAGGCGGUCCCCCGGAUGCCGAUGAUCUGGCUGGAUCUGAAGGAGGCUGGGGAGUUCCAGUUCAGCCCGGCCGUCAGGCAGUUUAUCCUGAAGAAUUAUGGAGAGAAUCCGGACAACUACAACGAACAGCUGAAGAAACUGGAGACGCUGCGGCAGAGUGCGGUGAACGUGACGAGGGAUUUCGAGGGAUGCAGCACGCUGAGGAAGUACUUCGGCCAGCUGCAUUACCUCCAGAGCCGAGUCCCCAUGGGAACAGGCCAGGAGGCCGCUGUGCCCAUCUCAUGGACUGAGAUUUUCUCUGGGAAAACCGUCACCCACGACGACAUCAGCUACGAGCAGGCCUGCAUCCUGUACAACCUGGGAGCUUUGCACUCCAUGUUGGGAGCUAUGGAUAACAGGGUAUCUGAGGAGGGCAUGAAGGUGUCGUGCACACACUUCCAGUGCUCGUCGGGGGCGUUCUCCUACCUGAGAGACCAUUUUAGCCACAACUUCAGCGUGGACAUGAGCCACCAGAUCCUCAACCUGAACAUCAACCUUAUGCUGGGUCAGGCUCAGGAGUGUCUUCUGGAGAAGUCCAUGUUGGACAACAGGAAGAGUUUUCUUGUGGCUCGCAUCAGCGCUCAGGUGGUGGAUUACUACAAGGAGGCCUGCAGGGCUCUGGAGAACUCGGAGACGGCGUCCAUGCUGGGAAAGAUUCAGAAAGACUGGAAGAAACUGGUCCAGAUGAAGAUCUACUACUUUGCUUCUAUUGCACAUCUUCACAUGGGGAAACAGGCCGAGGAGCAACAGAAGUAUGGAGAGAGGCUGGCGUACCUACAGAGCUCCUUGGACAAACUCAGUGAAGCUAUCAAGCUGGCCAAGGGUCAACCUGACAGCGUGCAAGAGGCCUUGAGGUUCACCAUGGAUGUUAUCGGGGGAAAGUUUAAUUCAGCCAAGAAGGACAACGACUUCAUCUACCACGAGACGGUUCCUUCUCUGGAGACUCUGGCCUCAGUCAAAGGUGCCCCGCUGGUCAAAGCUCUUCCAGUCAACCCAACAGACCCCAGUGUUACCGGACCAGACCUGUUUGCCAAGUUGGUGCCAAUGGCUGCCCACGAAGCCUCCUCACUGUACAGUGAGGAGAAGGCCAAGCUGCUGAGGGACAUCAUGGUCAAGAUUGAGAGCAAGAAUGAGACGCUAGAGCAGUUCAUGGACUCUCUGGGCUUGGAGCCUGAGUCGGUGGACAACCUGGACAUGUACAGCCACAUCCCCCCGGUCCUGAUGGAGAAGUGUGCUGCUCUCAGUGUCCGACCAGACACCGUCAAGAGCCUCAUCCAGUCCAUGCAGGGGCUCUCGGGUGUCUUCACCGACGUGGAGUCUUCACUGAAGGAGAUCAGAGACGUCCUAGAGUUGGACGAGGCCGGCGAGCGAGCCCUCCAAGAGGUUGGUGGACCCACUGUGGGCGAGGUGCACCCAGCAGCUCAGGCCCACGCUCUAGCUGAGAUCCGCAGGGACCUGGAGAAGUACAUGGAGGCCCAUGAGAAGGCCAGUUUUACCAACACGGAGCUCCACCGGGCCAUGAACCUGCACAUCAGCAACCUCCGUCUGUUGGGGGGGCCUCUGGAAAGUCUGAAAGAUGCUCUGCCUCGACCCCAGCUCAGCGAAGAGGAAGUAGCAGGGCUGCAGUGUAUGAAGCGAAUCCUUGGGAAGGUGCAGGAAAUGAGGGAACAGAGAAGCUCUUUGGAGAAGCAGCUUCGUGACCUGAUCCAGCAGGACGACAUCACCUCCACCCUCGUCACCACCGAGAGGGCCGACAUGAAGCGUAUAUUUGAGGAGCAGCUGAAGAAGUACGAGCAAGUCAAGGUGUAUAUUGACCAAAACCUGGCAGCUCAGGAGAACAUCCUGAAGGCACUGACUGAGGCCAACGUCCAGUACGCUUCGGUACGUAAGGGCCUGAGCCAGACUGAGCAGCAGUGGAACAGCACCGUUCAGGGAUUAGUGGGCUCGUAUGAAGCCUAUGAGGACUUGAUAAAGAAGUCUCAAGAGGGGAAGGAGUUCUACGAAGACCUGGAGACCAAAGCGUCACGUCUGCUGGAGAGAGCAAAGACCUUGUGUCAGACGAGGGCUGAGGAGAGGAAGCCCACCCUGGAAAAAGAGACCCAGAAGAAGCCUCCAGCACGGCCCACAGCUGCUAAGCCCUCCUUGAAGCCAAAGGCUUCGGAUGUUGACUCUAGCCUGGAGGACCCAGAGUUGGCCCAGCUUAGUGCAGCCAUUUUGGCCUUAGGUGGCGACCUACCUGAGGAACUCCGUAGCCUCCCCCCAGACAUUCAUUCUUUCCCCACCACAGCAGCUCAUCUGCCCGGUCCUGAAGCCUUUGCCCCCCCUGGUGCUAACCUGGGUGGCAGCAGCUCUCUGCCUUGGCACGGUGCUUCGGUUGCUGGUCUUCCUCGCUUCCCUGCCAACCUGCCUCCUCCAGAGCUCCUGGCACGGAUAGCUCAGUUUCCUAUGUCUGGGGGUCUACCACCACAGGGACCUAUGCCACGGGGGCCCCUUCCUCAGAUGACUAAACAGAUGCCUACACCACUGCCAACUCAGACAGCUGUGUCAGGUUAUCUUCCAGCCCCUCCUCAAGCCCCCCAACCUGGACCUGUAGGCCCUGCCCAAGUCCGGCCCUCAACCACCACUGUGGAUAGCAUCCAGGCCCCAAUCCCCAGCUACGCCCCUACACCACACCACCCUGUCCCACCUGCAGCCUCAACUGGCUACACUGUACCCCCACAAAUGGGGGCCUACCCUCACUUUAUGCCCCAACCAGGAAUGCCCAUUCAUGGCCCAACCCAAAUUCCGGCACCCCAACCACAGCAACAUAAACAGCCGCAGCAGUACCCUCAACCCAUUGGGCAACCACUGCCUCAGGGAUACCAGCCUGGACCAAGGGCUAUUCCUGGCCCUCACCCUUCUCUCCAGACCCAGCAAGGCUACCCCCCACGUGGAUAUAUGCCCCCUCAGCCUGGUGUUCCUCCCCAGUACCAGCAGGCCUUCCCAGGUCAGCUGCAGCCACAUCAACAAAAUGGCUAUCAGCCCCGGCCUCACAUACCCCAAGGCUACCAGACUCCACAGGGCUAUGUACCCCAACAGCACCCUCAGAUGAUGCCAGGCUCCAUGCCAAGGCCACCUCAAACUGGGCAUCCGCAAAUACCCCCAACUUCUCAGCCAGGACCUCCAGUAUCUCAACCCUACCUGCCCCAUCCCAACCAACAGAUGCCCCCUGGACUUCCUCACCAACACAUGUUGCCACCACAGCAGCAAAUGCCAAUGCCCCCUAAUACCCAGCAGAUACCACCCCACCCACACAUGCAGAUACCAGGUGGCCCAAGAGUACAAAUCCCCCCUACAAGUCAGCCAAUGCCCCCAGUCUCACAGAACUAUAUGCCCCCCACUAGCCAGCCCAUUCACCCAGGCCUGCACCCACAGAUGCCUCCUGUCUCACAACCUCACAUGGUCCCUGGUCCUCAGGUCCACCUCCAAAGGGGCCCUAUGCCACAGAUGCCCCCUAAUGCACUACCACCACAACAUCACCCCCAUCCCGGACAGCCUCCUAUCCCAAACAUGCCACAGCAGCCCAUCCGGAUGCCCAGCCAACCCCAGGCUCAGCCCCCUCAUUCUGGUGGAGUAUGCUACCCUGGUGGGGCUCCCAUGAUGCCUCAGCAGCCCCUGGCACCACAGCCAGCAGCUCCCCAACAACCUCAGGCUCCUCUUCCUAUGACCCAUCCACAGCCCUCUACUAUGUACCCUUCAGCUCCAGGAGCUAAUGUACCUCAAAGUGCCCCACAGCAACCCACUGCCAUGGGCCCACAUGGUCCCCACAUUCCCCCUGCUCCACACAUGAUCCAGCCCUCUCCUGGAGGUCCUUCAGUGGCUCAACCACCCAACACGGUCCCUCCUUCCCCAUCGCCUUCCCCCUCCCCAUCUCCCUCUCCAGGUCCUACCUCCUUGGGUCUGAAUCCCCAGCAGAGACCCACACCAACCCCAACCCCUGGAGGCACAGCUCCACCCACUCUUCCCUCUCCCUCUGCCGUCUCUCCCUCCACGUCGCUGUUUCAGCGCCAGAACUCAAGCACAGACGACCUCCUCUCUUCGAGUCCUGAGAGCCAACCCGGAGGCACCAAGGCCCCCACCAAUGUCCUCCAACCUACCAAAGCUGACCCACAAGAUGGGGAGCGUCGAAAAAAGAGCUCCCAGGGAGUCCUCGUGAUCCAGGGUGACCCAUACCAAGCUCCAGAGCGCGUCGCCCGUCUUCACGGUGAACUGGAACGUUAUAGAUCCCAGGUCGACUCCUUGGAGCACCCCUCAGAAAACGAGGGUGGCCUGUCGGUGCUGGACGCCCGCUGGAAAGAACUACAAGACCAACAGGAGAAGGACGCCCGACAACUCUCUAUCGCCAUUGCCCGCUGCUACACCAUGAAGAACCGUCACCAGGAUGUCAUGCCCUAUGACCUCAACCGCGUGGUGCUGCAGUCGGGCAAAGACGACUACAUCAACGCCAGCUACGUGGAAGACUUGUCGCCAUACUGCCCACGCCUUAUCGCCACACAAGCUCCGCUCACCGGCACAGCGGCAGACUUCUGGUUGAUGGUGUACGAGCAGAAGGUGUCACUGGUGGUCAUGCUGGUUUCAGAGCAGGAGCUGGAAAAGGGAAAGGUCGUGCGCUACUUCCCAACGGAGCGUGGCCAGCAGCUCUCUCAGGGACCAAUCACGCUCAGCCUAACCACGCAGAAGACAGCACCGACGCACGUGGAGCGCAUGAUCAGCCUGCAGUACCGCGACCAAAGCCUGAAACGCACCGUUGUCCAUCUCCAGUUCAUGUCCUGGCCGGAGCUGGGGCUUCCUGACAGUAAGAGCAACCUGCUGCGCUUCAUCCAGGAGGUUCAUGGACACUACCUCCACCAGAGGCCCUUACACACACCUGUCGUGGUUCACUGCAGCUCGGGUGUGGGACGGACUGGCGCCUUCUGUCUGCUGUACGCUGCACUGCAGGAGCUGGAGGCAGGAAACGGGAUCCCGGACCUCCCGCUGCUGGUGAAGAAGAUGAGACAACAGAGGAAGAACAUGCUGCAGGAGAAGCUUCACCUGAAGUUCUGCUAUGAGGCCGUGUUGAAGCACGCCGAGCAGGUUCUCCAGCGACACGGCAUCACUACCGCCACCUACAGCAAGAACACCAACUCUGCAGCCACAAAGCCUUACUCCAGACAGGAGUCCCAGCAGGAUCUUGUCCUCGGUGGUGACAUGCCCAUCAGCUCCAUCCAAGCCACCAUCGCCAAGCUCAGCAUCCGCCCGCCCAGCGCCACAGACCCCGCCAUGGAGGCUCCGUUUGGCCUGGAAGAGCAGGUUGGCGCCAUCCUGCCCGACCUCACCUCGCUGGGUGACGUCCAGGUGCUCCAGUUCCCCUGCCCCCCCACGGACCCCCAGCCCCCUUCCUCUUUCAGUCCACCUCUCGCCUCCCCCACCCACUGCACACCGCCACCACCCCCCAAUGGUUUGGAUGCAGUCUCCCCCUGCACGCCACCAGCAGCCAACCACCAGCCACUCCCUGAGGCGGGGUCCAGUGUCAGCCCGCCUCCUCCGGCUCCCUCGUCUCUGGAGCUGCUGGCCUCGCUGACGCCCGAGGCCUUCUCCAUGGAGGGAGGCGGGAAGGGGAAGCAGCGGGUGACCAAGCAGAGCUUCCUGCAGCCUGCGGAGGGUCAGGGGCUGCAUGGGACUCGAGGGGAGGAAGGCGGCGACGACGACCCGCUCAGCAGCCUGGACCCCCUGUGGAGCCUCAACAAGCACUGAGACGCCCACAGCAAAAGCCUGUAGCUCUUUCUAAUCCUGCUUUUAAGACGGAAAACAGCGAAUCCUGACACAUUUUUAGCAGCGUUGAUUACCAAGACGUGCCUGGUGGCAGACGGUAGGGGUUCACAUUUGUUAGUUAGUUGUAUUUCCAUUACUGGUGGCUUCUGGGACCAGAUCACUAUGCACUCGUCUGUAUUCCUUUUAUUCCUUCAGUCGCUCUUUGUUCUCCUUUCUACGUCUGUGAUGGAUGGACGGACGUUCUGCACUUCCAGAUCUGGGUUUAAAAAAAUCACAAAAGCAUGCACUCCACUUUCACGCGCGAUCGCCAAGAGCUCGCCAGGGCGGCGUGAGAUGAUUCUAAAGACUGGAACGAUGGAUGCAUGGAGGAGCCGGGUGGAGCUUAAAGGACACACUUAAACCCUGCGCCACCUCCCCUAAUUGUCAACUCAAUCAGUUGUCAUGGUAACGGAAGCGUACAAAUCAGCACGUCUUAACAAGUUGAUUCUUUUUCCUCUUCUUCAUCUGUAACACUGUAAAUAUCAAAUAAAAUUAGAAUAUUCCAAACGUUCACUAAUCAUCAUCAUUGUAAAGACAUGAAAUAAAUCCAGUAGACGACA